GGCGUGAGUCACGGCGGCGCUCGCCUUUAUAACGGCCUGGAGGCUCGCCGGAGCCGCCGCGCCUGUCCGCGCCUGCCCGUCCGCCGUGCUCCACCCAGCGCGCCCCGGCCCCCGCGCCCCUAACCGUCUCCGGCGGCCGUCCAGUCCCGAGGGCACUAUGAGGAGCCCACGCUGCGCCCCACUCCUGCUCCUGCUGCUGCUGCCACCGCUGUUGCUCACCCCCCGCGCUGGAGACGCCGCCGUGAUCACCGGGGCUUGUGACAAGGACUCCCAGUGUGGUGGAGGCAUGUGCUGUGCUGUCAGUAUCUGGGUUAAGAGCAUAAGGAUUUGCACACCUAUGGGCAAACUGGGAGACAGCUGCCAUCCACUGACUCGUAAAAACAAUUUUGAAAAUGGAAGGCAGGACAGAAGAAAGAGGAAGAGAAGAAAAAGGAAAAAGGAGGUUCCGUUUUUGGGGCGGAGGAUGCAUCACACUUGCCCAUGUCUGCCAGGCUUGGCAUGUUUACGGACUUCAUUUAACCGAUUCAUUUGUUUAGCCCGAAAGUAAUCACUCUAGAGUAGAAACCAAAUGUGAACAGUCACAUCUUAUCUGUAAAGUCUUAUUUGUGAUUGUGCCAAACAAAGAAUGUGCCAGAAAGAAAUGCUCUUGCUUCCUCAACUUUCCAAGUCACAUUUUUAUCUUUGAUUUUUACAUGAUUUCUUUUAAUCCAAAGAGAAUUUUAAUUUUGGAUAGAAAUUUAAAGUGUAAGGCAUUAUGGAACUGGUUCUCAUUUCCCUGUUUGUGUUUCGGUUGGCUUUGACUUUUUUUUUUUUUUUAUGUCAAAAAUGUACUUAUUUUCACAAAAAUGAGGAAAAUAAGAAUUUGAUUAUUUUGUUAAAGAAACUUCGUUUUCUCACCACUCCAAGCCCCAUUUGUGCCCCACCACACAUAUACAACCUUUGGUCUCUUGCCUUUUCCACCUCAAAGAACUUCAAGGUCCUUGCUUUAUUUUUCUCCAUUUCUCUUCCCUCCUCUUGCAUUUUAAAGUGGAGGGUUUAUCUCCUCGAGUUUGAUGGCAGAAAACUGAUGGGAAUCCAGCUUUUUGCCUGCUAUUUAAAUAGUUAAAAGAGUGUAUAUUUGAACUAGACGCUCCAAACUCCUCUCAUGCAGCAGAGGCUGGGAGUGCUGCCGGAACCUUGCUAAACCUGUCACACCAAGAGGACUUCACCUCAGUUUCUGGGCUAGUGUGUGGACAGAAGGAAUGGAAAGCCAAAUUAAUUUAGUCCAGAUUUCUAGAUUUGGGUUUUUCUAAAAAUAAAAGAUUAACUUCUUUUUCUUUUCAUAAAGUUUUUUUUUUUUUUUUUUUUUUUGGUCUCCUACUUAAGAGAUAUUCUAGAAAAUGUCACUUGAAGAGGAAGUAUUUAUUUUAAUCUGGCAUAACACUAAUUACCAUUUUUAAAUUGGUAUUAAGUUGUAAUUUAAACCUUGUUUGUAACUGAGAGGUCAAUUGUAAUGGAUUGCCGUUUGUACUUGUAUCAAUAUUGCUGUGUAAAAAUUCUGUAUCAGAAUAAUGACAGUACUGUAUAUCAUUUGAUUUAUUUUAAUAUUAUAUCCUUAUUUUUGUCA
Molecule: messenger RNA, 1606 nt
Organism: Saimiri boliviensis boliviensis (Bolivian squirrel monkey)
Lineage: Eukaryota; Metazoa; Chordata; Mammalia; Primates; Cebidae
Gene: PROK2
Product: prokineticin 2
Biological process (GO): endothelial cell proliferation
Source: RefSeq, a predicted model, not a curated record